Messenger RNA from Phasianus colchicus (ring-necked pheasant), 1006 nucleotides. RefSeq names its product RAB5 interacting factor (gene RAB5IF). The record is from RefSeq and is a predicted model, not a curated record. Gene Ontology annotation, biological process: mitochondrial respirasome assembly. Lineage: Eukaryota; Metazoa; Chordata; Aves; Galliformes; Phasianidae.
CGGCGGCCGCUUCCGGGCCGCGCGGGGCCGCCGGGCGGGAGGAAAAGAAAGGAAAGGAAAGGAGGGAGGAUGAGCGGCGCGCGGCGCAGGGAGGAGCCGCCGCACGCGCAGCAGCACGCGUUGGCCAACGGCGGCGGGGCCGGGCCGCGCGGCUCCGUGUGGGGCAAAGCGCUGCGCAGCGACUCCGCCUGGCACGACAAGGACGAGUUCUUAGAUGUCAUCUACUGGUUCCGACAGAUCAUCGCGGUUAUCCUGGGAGUCGUCUGGGGGGUGGUUCCUCUGAAGGGCUUCGUGGGGAUCGCAAUAUUCUGCCUGAUCAAUGCUGGUGUUCUGUACCUCUACUUCAGUAGCUUCCAACAGAUAGAUGAGGAGGAGUACGGGGGGACAUGGGAGCUAACAAAGGAAGGAUUCAUGACAUCUUUUGCACUAUUUCUGGUUGUUUGGAUAAUCUUCUAUACUGCCAUCCACUAUGAUUGACGCAGUCUGCAGCUUUUGCCUGUUAAAUCUGUUGUCAGUAAAUCAAGAAGGUUUUAAUAAAUCGUCACCUUUAGCAGACUGGUGGGAAGGCUGGGGAAGUCCAAUCAAGUUCCUUCUGAUUAGCGUGGAAGAGCCCCACACCUUCUGCUGGAGUAGCCAGUCUGACUCCGUUUUAUAUACCCGUUAAUUAUUGGAACUAUUAAAAAGCCAUUGGAAUUCUUGGAAGCGGUUCAAGACUGUUCAGGUUUUCAACUUUCUGCGACUCUAGCCUGUAACUGUAUCAAACUCCUGUAUGCUGAAGAUCGAAUCCGUUAACUUAAUGUAUGUAUGCCCUGUAUCUGGAAUCUGUCAUUACGUUCUGACGUGUCUUCCAUUGUUCUCCUUUAUGCAGACAGGUUUUUAAAAAGAGAUUGCAAGGUUGGUGGAAGGAACGCCCUGCAGCACCAGAAUAUGAGUUCAGUGGCUGCCCUCAGCAUUUUUUGUAAUAAUCAGAUCUGAUUUGAUUAAACAGACUGUGUUGGUACAAUUU